AUGAUGCUUCUUCUUUUUCAGGCCAACAUCACUGGCGAAGAACUUUGAGAUUUGUUUAUGAAAGUUUUAGAUUUGGUUUGGAAAGGCAGGGGGUAUAGGCCUAGUUAAUUCAAUUCAGGACACAAGAAUGGCUCUCGAUACACAAACAGUCCUUCGACAUUUUAGUGAAUUAGAGGAAUUGGCUGAAGAUAUUUUAAGCGACAAGCACCAGGUCGUUGAGUUGGACAAGAAACGGAAUAAGAACAGGGAAGCUUUAAGAGCACUAGCAAAAAUGCAACCAAAUGAAAAAUCGAAAAAAGAAAAGAAUGUAUGGGUUUGCUUUGGGAACAUGUUUGUGAAAAUGCCUGUUACAACUACUCAGCAAGUACUCAGUGAUGAUCAAAAGCAGCUUGAUAAAGGUAUUGAAGAACUUAGGAAUGGGUUAAAACCGAAGGUUGCCAGGCUCCGAGAUAUGGAAGGUGAAAAAGAAGCCAAGGGAUUUGAUUUACAGUGUCUUAGUAAAAGUGAUCUGAAAACUGUUUACAGCUGAAAGGAGGAUGGAAAACUUGUCUUGUAGCCAUUUGAAGAAAGCCUGUAAAAAGAGCAAAAACCUUAGCGCAACCAUUACAGAUGGAUGCAGGUGUUUCGCAAGGUUUAAGCCAUGUGACAUAUACUGUUAGGAACUAGAGUAAAUGCAGUUGAUGUCAUAAUGAAAACAUAAUACCAACUAAGUCUUGGUAUGGUUCAGGUCAGCCCCAUGCAGCUAUAUCAUUAACCAUGCCCAUAUACAAGUAAUAGGUUGCCUUUCGUCCCUGCCUCAAAUAUUAGGUAAUUGUAUUAGUAAUUUAAUAUCUAAAUUUAAAUGAUAUAAACUUAAUAUAUGUAGAGGCAAGAGUUGCAGGUUUCCCAUCGAGCCAUACAGAAAAUCCGAAGAAUACGAAAUGGAUUUUUUUUUUUAUCGGAACAUAAAUUGUUAAUUUUACACUCCCUUAAUCUACAGUAUAUUAUUAAUAUGCAGUUGAACUUGCUUAAGUUGAAUCCAAAAUGGCAUUGAAAAAUUGUUCUACUGAGAUUAAACUUCAAAAUUAAGUUUAAGAGUGCAAAUUAACUGUGUACAGUAUCUUGGUGAAUAUUAUCAGCCUAAUUUAGUUUCUUUCUUUUAAUAAUAUCAAAACCAGCAUAAUAUGUAGGUUUUUAUAUAUAUUAUAUUCAAACUUUUAUUCAAAAAUUGUAAAAAGUUAAAGUCCUGCAUGUACAUGUAUAAUAUCUCUACUUCAAACAUAAUUUAACUUUCUAGAAUAAAUUAAUCCAUAGGUUUCGAUUUUAGGUUUUUAUAUACUGUCGCUAAGUGUAAAUUGUAAAUGUAGGAAUGUAUUUAUUCAUUACAUUUUUACAGUUGAAAUUACCUAAGUCGAAUCCAAAAUGGCAUUGAAAAAUAGUUCAACUAUGUCUCAUAUUGGUGGGUGGGGACCUUCUUGGUUGAUUAGAAGACUCAUUGUGAUCCACCAGCAGACAGUCAGCUGUUAUUCUGUUUCUGUGACUCCCAGAUUAUUUUCCCCUUUUGGAGUUUCUGGUUUUUUGGGUUUUUUUUCGGAUUCAGGGCAGUGCUGUCCCCUUUACUUUUCAGCUAGUGGGGUCUUGGUGGUUUCUUCUUGAUCCUAAUACUCCACCCACCUAUAUGAUUCUCUCAAGAAAUGUACAUUUUUAUUAUCUAUUUAUUCAUACUUUUUAUAUUUCUGAAUUGAACAUACUAUUGUUUUUGCCUAUUGGAUCAAUUAACACAAAUUUCAUUUUUACCAUGAUGUUAAGAUGACAAUAAAGGAGUAUCGUAUCGUAAACUGAGAAUUAGCAUAAGAAUGUAGCAGUAAUGUACCAGUAUACUUUAGUAAGGUAAUAUUGUUAAUUGUAAAUAAGGUACCUCACAGCCAUAAUGAAAAACAGCAUUGUAUUUUUUUAUUUGUGCUUUGUGAAUAAAGUUUUACUUCUACUACUACA
This is a messenger RNA of Anneissia japonica, 1974 nucleotides long. RefSeq names its product p53 and DNA damage-regulated protein 1-like. NCBI's taxonomy places the organism in Eukaryota, Metazoa, Echinodermata, Crinoidea, Comatulida, Comatulidae. Bases 128 to 529 code for a protein of 133 amino acids. The record is from RefSeq and is a predicted model, not a curated record. The transcript is spliced from 5 exons.